UGUUCUGAUCAAUACAUGGCGAAUCCGCAGCCCAAAUCACACAUGCACGUUGAAUCCAGCACUAGUUCUUCUCCCAAGUACAAAGGCGUACGACUACGUAAAUGGGGGAAAUGGGUGUCCGAAAUCCGACUCCCGAACUGCCGCGAACGUAUCUGGCUAGGUUCUUACGACUCGCCGGAGAAAGCCGCUCGGGCGUUCGAUGCCGCACAAUAUUGUUUGCGUGGCAACAAAGCUAAGUUCAAUUUUCCCGACAAUCCUCCGGAUAUUGUCGGGGGAAGGUCGCUUAGUCCGCUCGAAAUCCAAGCGGUCGCGUCUAAGUUCGCGAACGAGUCGACUAAUAACAGCGCUUCCGAUAACAACAAUGUGGGAACGACGACGGGACAGUACGCGUUGUCUUCGUCGGAUGGGGGAGGCGCCGCCAUACAAGUUGAGUGCAAUGAAACGAUGGAUUGGUCGUCGUUUUUGAGCAUGUUGGAUAUCAACGAAGGGAUGUCCGACUAUGGCUUUUAUCCGGGGGUCGGUGACCAAUUUUAUCCUUCGCCGGUUUACGACGAAGCCGACGAUAAUGUUAACGGCGACGGCGACGGGUUUUCUCAGCAGUCAUCGUUUCUUUGGAACUUCUAAAGGCCAAAA
Molecule: messenger RNA, 633 nt
Organism: Hibiscus syriacus
Lineage: Eukaryota; Viridiplantae; Streptophyta; Magnoliopsida; Malvales; Malvaceae
Product: ethylene-responsive transcription factor ERF017-like
Exons: 1
Coding region: 16-624 (202 amino acids)
Biological process (GO): regulation of DNA-templated transcription
Molecular function (GO): DNA binding; DNA-binding transcription factor activity
Source: RefSeq, a predicted model, not a curated record